UGAGGGACCCGGCAGCCUUUCCUCUGUGCCGGCUUCUACCGGGGUAACCAACCCUGGCACCCUUUCGAGCCCACCUGGUGGUGUCUGUGUCACAAACUGACUCCGGUCUCAGAAAGGGUCGGUUGGUUGCAGCGUCUCGGCUGUCACUACACCUGCAGAGUCUCACUAUGUUGCCCAGACUGGACUUGAACUCCUUUGGCUCAAGAAAUUUUCCUGCCUCAGCCUCUUGAGUAGCUGGGACUACAGUGCUGAGGAUUGAAGCCAGGGCUUGUGCAUACUCAGCAAGUACUUUACUACUGAACUCUUGGGCUUAAGCAAGCCUCCUGCCUCAGUCUCCCAGGUAGCUGGAAUACAGCUUUAUUCUUGCCUGCUCGCUGUGCGGCCGCUGGGUGCGGAUUGGCCUGGAUAGUGUACCUCAGUGCCUCAUUGUCCCCCAGAAUCUCCAGACAAGACUCAAGCCACAGGCAGCAUGAAGAUCUGGACCUUGGAGCACGUCUUCGGCCACCUAUGGGAAAAUGUUACAACAGCUGCAAUGCAUAAAUACCCAAACCCUAUGAACCCGAGUGUGGUUGGAGUUGAUGUGCUUGACAGGCAUGUAGAUCCCUCUGGAAGGCUGCACAGCCACAGACUUCUUAGCACAGAGUGGGGACUGCCUUCCAUCGUGAAGUCUCUUAUUGGUUCAGCAAGAACCAAAACAUAUGUGCAAGAACAUUCUGUAGUUGAUCCUGUAGAUCUGCUGGCAGCUGGAAGUUUGCUGGGGCCCCUUUGGCUGUGGCUCUCAACAACAAUGGAGCUUAAAUCGACUAAUAUUUCCUUUACAAAUAUGGUUUCAGGGGAUGAGAGACUUAUCUACAAACCACACCCUCAAGACCCAGAAAAGACUAUUUUGACUCAGGAAGCCAUCAUCUCUGUGCAGGGAGUCAGCCUUAGCAGUUACCUGGAAGGACUGAUGGCGACCAUGAUAUCUUCUAAUGCUAGUAAAGGCCGAGAAGCAAUGGAAUGGGUAAUACAUAAAUUAAAUGCUGAGAUUGAAGAGUUGACAGCUUCAGCAAGAGGAACAUAAGGACCAAUGGUGGCAGCAGCAUUUGUAGAAAAAUGAUAAAGUCAGUAUAGAAUAUCAAAUCCCCAGGUCUCUCCAAGCAGACAGUGUAUUUAUUUGUUACUUAAAAAGUAAAACUGUAUUUUAGGUAGAAUUUUUUUUCUAAUAACCUGGAGUAAGGCUAUGUGACUUUUGAUCAAAACAAAAAGAUACAGGGCUUCUAAAAUCCAAGGGAUCAUCUGAGGUUAUUAUGGCUUGAAAUGACUAAUUUCUAGGGUUUUAGUAUUUAUGUGAAAUUUAACAAAGUUUUUUUAAAGUACUCGGGAGAAAUGGGUAUUGACGUUGAGUCUUCUUAAAAUAGAAUUUUAACACUUUUCAGGCAUUGGAACUGUACCUGACUUUGGACCAACCCCAGAGCCGAGCAAGCAGAGCCUCUCCUCAUACAUACACACUCACCUUGCUAAUACAGACUAGCACAGCCUGCAAGGGGGGACUGACUCUAAAAUGAGAAUUUGUAUAGUUUUAAAAGACAUUAAAUUGUAUAAAAUAACUUGCUCUGCUAAAAACCACAGUGUUUUGAUUUGGUAUUUAAAUGAUAUUUUUAGAGUAAAAAUCAUCACUAAGUCUAUAUGACUUCAACAUAAAUAAUAUUUUAUUGUAUUAUAGAGUACUGUGCUGAUUUGCCAAAGUUUUGUAACUUAGUAAAGGUAUUACCUUCCUUGGACUUGUACUUUAUGAUUUAGCAUGCUGUACCGUGGGCUGGUUAUGUUAACUAAAAAAAUAAAGUCAUUACCUGAGUUUCGCAGCACUCUUAAAUAGAACACUUAUACAGAACAGCUGUUCACAUCUUUUAUCAUUUCACAUUUUCAUAACAUAAAUUGCCAUGUGUCAAAAUCAUGAUUUUGUAAUUGCUAAGGCUUGAUGUGUCAGGUUAUUUGAAUAUAAUUACUUUUUGAGGUAAUUGUGACCACAAAACAUCUUUUUUACAUGAAGAGCUAUACAUCAUUUGAAAUUACUCAAAUGAUGUCUUGAUGUGAAGCAUAAAUCCCAGGAACUUAAUGUUUUUAAUAAUAUGGUGCCACUGUGGGGGCGUUUGGGGAGAAAAAAGAAUAAUGGAAGGUGGGGACAGAGUGGCCCAAACUAACCACUGAGCCAAUUGCACUGCAGGUUUUAUUAAUGGAAUGUCCUUAUUUUUGAUGCCAGAGGGUGGCUGAAAAGUGAAAAACAAUCCAAUAAAUGUAUUUUGUUUAA
Marmota monax (woodchuck) is the source of this 2290-nucleotide messenger RNA. Its product is annotated as PRELI domain containing protein 3B-like. Gene Ontology annotation, biological process: phospholipid transport. The record is from RefSeq and is a predicted model, not a curated record. The transcript has 4 exons. Lineage: Eukaryota; Metazoa; Chordata; Mammalia; Rodentia; Sciuridae. Gene Ontology annotation, cellular component: mitochondrial intermembrane space. Gene Ontology annotation, molecular function: phosphatidic acid transfer activity. Bases 470 to 1063 code for a protein of 197 amino acids.